Molecule: messenger RNA, 1194 nt
Organism: Cylindrotheca closterium
Lineage: Eukaryota; Bacillariophyta; Bacillariophyceae; Bacillariales; Bacillariaceae
Source: the annotation of a GenBank genome assembly
AUGUUUGCUAUUUCAGCGCAAGUGGCAAUGGCACAAGAAAAUAAUGCGACGAAUAUAACGGAAAGCAAUGUCACUAGUGAUUCACCGACGAUUUACUCGAAUUCCACUGCUGUUGAUUCACCAUCCAUGACACCAUCCACGAUACUCCCAACAAGUUCCAUUGCACCAACCAUCAACUAUGAUGAGAUAUGCCCAAAUAGCGUGGACUGGAAGAGGCUUGGGCGCCCAUGGGAAAGCAUUACCGAAUGGCAAAAGCAGUUCACCUGUGAUGACGACAAAGUCAGUUGUUCGGAUUUUGGAUCCUUGGGGCGUGCGUCCCUGCACUGUUGCAAGUGUCGCCCCAUUUGCUGCGGACGAUGCAAUGUCCCAUGCAAUAAUGAUGAUGGCACAGCUGACACGAAUCCACCCAACAUUGCACAGCCAUCAUCACAAAUAUCACCAUCGACCGCUCCAGUAGGCUACAAGUACAACUUCAAGGAUACCAAAAGUUCCAGCUCUUCCUGGAAACUUCGACCAGGACCGCGGCAUUUUGCUUUGCUUAUCGUUGUAUUUUUUAUCUCUGUCAUUUUUUGUUGCAAUCGAGAACAACGUACCCUGAGACGGACGCGGCGUACCAUGAGUCAGCGACGGCGGCAGCAGCAACAACAACUGAAUGAAGAUGGUGGCGCAGACGAUGCCAUUUCCGAGGAACGAUAUCAACUCUUUCUUUCCAAGUUUCAUUUCGAGACAGUCCCUCCUCCUGAUGGCACCAACAAGAGCAAUAAAGUGGAGUCAUUGUACAAUCCUGACAGGAUGGUGCGUGAAAAUUCCACGACUUCGUCCAAGGUUAGUUCCAUUGCUGACAAAAGUAGUAACGACGGCAAUGAUGAAGAAAUUGAUGAAAAUUAUAGGCCAAAACUACAGGAUGUCGAAAUAGGGGCUCCUCCUCCUGACAGUAGGGAAAAUACACUCAAGAGUGUCAAUUCCUCGGUUAGUAGUGCCUGCUGCUCCACCUCCUACCAACCAUUUGCUUCCCUCAAACGGAUACCAGCCAGAGGAGAAUGUUCCAUUUGCUUGGAUGGAUACCAUCCGGGUGAUACCGUGUGCAUUGCAGUCAAUGAAGCCUGCAAUCAUGUCUAUCAUCAAGAAUGCGUAGUGGAAUGGCUCAAGACCAAUGGGCGGUGUCCACUCUGCAGGGUGGAUCUGAUGAAGUAA